AUGCACUUCAUCACCAUCCAAGUCUUCGUGGAGUACUGUGUGGCAAAGAGGACUGAUUCUUACAUCCCGAAACCCCAUGACAAGAAACCGUUUGAAGGAGGCUCCCUACGAGGAUCUCGUGACGAGUACGCGUCGAGGUUUCUUGCGCUGCAAUCAGCGAUCAGUAACCAAGACCUGUUCCCCCCCGAGCGAGUUGUUGUAGAGUGCAACCAGGCGUGUGAGGAGUUGCUGAGGGACGGACCCUUCGAUGUAGACUCCGUGAGGCAGCUCGAGUUUGCUGUCAGCAAGGGGAAAGCUGGAGGGGACGCUCAGGAGGGCAGCGAGGCAGGACGGAAAGAGCCUUCAGGCUACCUGCAUGGUGGGAGAGUUAAGAAGGAGGAGGGCGGGAGGAAGCCAAGGAGGACGUCCUGGGGGGCAGGGACUUCAACGACCUUGGGGUCCUUCCUCGACACUGGCAUCCUUCACUCAUCUGCCAACAGGCACUUCCCGCGGCUGGGUGCUUUCGAGGUUUGGCUGAGACCCUGGGAGGGCUGCCCGCUCAUCCUGGUCUCCUCGAAGCUGCUCACCCAGAAGUUCUCGAGGACGCAAGACAUCUUGUCCAGCAUCUGUAUCGCGCUCCGCCGUGCGGUCCAGGGGCUCGAAAUCGGCGCCAACCUCCGAAGCAGCAGGGGGGCGGUGGAAAGACGGAGCAAGGACGUGUUGAAGCCGAAGCCGAAGCCGAAGCAGGCAGAGGGUCAGACAGACAAGGAGGCUGAGCAGGUGAGGAGGUACCAACGCAUCCAUGGCGCCAUGGCGCCUGGCUCGGAUUUCCACCCUAAGUUCCCGCACAUGGCUCGGGUCUUGUCGCCGAGAUUGGAGUACGGGGAUGAAGACGUUGUGCGAGGUCCGACGGAAGAGGCGGCAGACGGAGCCUCUCUAGACAAACACGUGCAGAGCUUCUGUCAGCCCCCGCUGUUCUGCUUCGUGAGGCUCCGUAGAAACGCGCAUGCUGAAGCGGUGAGCGCGAGCCCCAGCAUGCGGGAUGAGGUAGACAGAGGUAUGGAGGAGCUUUCGCGGUCUGUGGGUGCUCAGGUGGUGGUUGUGGAGUACGAAGAGAGCAAGGAAGCGGUUGCUUUCAUCCUCCAAGUCUCCUCAGUGCUCGAGGCCCCAUCGUCUCUGAUCGCACGGCUGCAGCAGGAGGUGUUUGCGCAAGAUCGUGACCUGAGCUCGAGCCCUCUCAAGCUUGUGGGGUGUAGAGUUGCUGAGUUCACGAGAGAUACUCCUCCUCCCAUGUUCAUCACCAUCAACUACACCCGCCAUCAGCCUUUCGGCUCUGCUGUGGCGAGCAAGCUAACGGCCCUCCUGGAGGCCGUGACCAAGACCCCCUGCCCUGCCCUCCAAGUUUGCCAUGAGGAGGAGAGGAGGGUUGGACCUGGGUUGCAGACAUUUGUCCUAAAAGCGUCUCCGUUCCCAGCGCUGUUGCGGGGAAGGAGCAUCGAGCCGUGGAGCGAGGAGGGGACGGCGCUGCCAGGCGCCGAGCUGGACAGCCUAGAGGUAGCAGAGAGGUCGAUGAAGCACCUCAGCAGGCUGAUGGCCAUGUGCUGGGGAGACUCUUCGAUCCCACUGCCUGAUGAUGUACUGGAGCUGCUGAGAAGAACCUACCACGUUUCCUCCUCCUCCGGCCAACCCCAGAGGUCUCCCCCUGGCUUGUUUCCAGCUGUGCUGCUCCGAUGUGUCAGCACAGAGGAGGAUUUCUCAGCUGAGCGGGAGUACCUCUGCCGCCAUGCCAUCCCUGCCCUCCGGAGGGGCCUCGACAGCCUGGGCGUCUCCCUGCAGUUCGAGCUGAUCAACCUGCCAGCUGCGCAGUCGUCGCAGAAACUUGAGGUCAUGGUGGAGAAGGGUAUGGGAGCACUGAGAAGGAUUAUCGACGAGGAUGCGAUGCUGGACUCCAGGGGCCUUGCUGCUGAAAGAAUCCUCCUCCUCCUCCUGGGCAACCGCUCGUCUGUCGCCGUCCCCAUCGCUGGGAAGGGAAUGCGGCAGCUGGUUUCAAGAGGGCUGCUCCCCGACACGCUGCUGGAGUUCUUGCAAGGGAGGAGUGAAGGGGCUGCCGUCCCGCUCGCCAGGUUGAUGAUGGAGUACUCCGACGGGAGGACCGACGUCGUGCGACGAGCUCUUGACAAGCUCCUCGUGUUGACCGACAUCCUCGAAGAUGCUGGGGAUGCAGCGCAUGUGCGGGAUUUGUCACAAUCCUUGAGGUCUUUCUCGGAUGGCAACCCGGAUGUCAGUCUCCAGCAGAUCCUUCAGCUGGAAGAGAGCGUCUGCCGGUUGGCUGAAGAGAGCAGCAGUGCUCGUGGAGGAGGAGGAGGAGGAGGAGGCACUUCGUCUGUCUCUGUACUCGAUCACUUGCUCGGUGCACGAUGCUUGCAGACAAACUUUGGGAAGCUGAGGAAUCGGCUCGAGAGCAUCGUGGUUGUGAUCGGCGCAGGACGAGCGACAAUGGCGCAGUCAGGGCACGGAGAGCAGGCAGAGCUGCUAGAAGAAUGCGCUGACGACGUUAAGUUGCUGCUGAAAAGUUUCGACAGCUGCGACAAAUCGCCCGAUCUCUUUGACAGAGUUCAGACUACAGCCAUGAAGAUUCAUGAGACGACACAGCAGGUUGAAAGUUCGCUCGAUCGCCGAGUUGCCCUACUGUUGGACAACUUGCUGAACGUUGAGGACCUUGUGAACUGCUGUCGGGAGGAGAGAGGUGUUGAGAGAUGCUAUCAGUUGCCUCGCCGACCUCAAGAACAACUUGGGCUGGACGAGCAGUCGCCAUCAGACUUAACGGCACUGAGAUCGUCUCUGAACGAUUCGUUGAGCAGCUAUGAGGACUCUGAGGGAGUUCUGGAGGUGUUUGAUACCUUGAUGGGUGACGUGGCAAGGGAAGGAAAAGACAAGAAUGCACAUGGAGCCCGUCUGACGUCGACCGGAAGCGCUCAGUCUGCUGACGUCAGAAACAUCUGCCAGCAUCUGAUCUCGCUCCACAACCUCCAGCACCUGCAACUCUCCUUCGGGGUCGGGCAGUCCCACUACGAGGCAGCGGCGAUGAGGAGGAAGCAGCAGACUAGAGUGUUCGUAAGGGACGACAACUUCCUUGCUAGCCCGAACAUCCCGGAGUCCGUCAAGAAGAUCUUCGACGACUCGAUGGUGCUGGAGGGAGACAGCGGGAGGGUCGGGAAGUUGUGUCAGUCCGUCAGCAGUCACGGGCAUCUCAGGCAUCAGCUCCUACACAGUCACGGGGGCUGGAGUGAUCGUCUCCGCCUCAAGGUCUAUGACCCUGGCUUCGGCUCCAGCGACGAGUUGGUGACUUCCUUCACCCUCGUGCCCAGCCAGGCUUUCUGCGGAGCAGGAGCAGGAGCAGGAGCAGGAGCAGGAGCAGGAGCAGGAGCAGGAGCAGGAGCAGGAGCAGGAGAAGGGGUAAAGGUCAUACACCAUGGCAGCUUCUCUUGCAGAGUCUUCCUCGGUCAGACUUUGAUCGGCGAAUGGCCGAUGGAAGAGAGCGCGUCCUCUUCGCCCCAGGGCGAUCCAGUGGUGAAGCUCCCAGAGCAUGCGGAGGAGGUCGUGUGGUUGACAGCUCGGGGAGCCGUGGAGGAGGCAGUGGACGUAGCUGUCCACCAUGACGGAAGGGCGCGGGUCACGAUGCUGGACCAGGAGACUGGGAGGAGGCGAUGGCUGGACGCGGAGGACGCGGAGCAAGUCACCGUCGAGCUCAUCGCAAUGCCCGAGUUGGAGAAGAGGCAGGGGAGGGACAAGGGACGAGGAAGGCCGGUGCGCGUCCUGCAGGAGAAGCUUCCCUUGCACUCCUUGAUCGAGAGUGGCCAUGGGAGCAUGUGGCUGAAGAGCUGGAUGGACUUGCAUCCUACCGUCCUCGCUCCGUCUCGGCCCCCGUUGGACGAGGAAGCUCUCGGCCAGCUGCCGCAGGAGCAGCUGGUCGAGCAGUUUCUCAGUCGCUACUCUGCUGACUACGUGCUGCACGCCAACCCUAAGGCCUUCCACACCCUCGAGAUCCGGAAGAGGGUAGGAAGGGACCGCCAGGUCGGCAGCAGCUGGGAGGAGGCCCAGCAGAGCUCCGACAGGCAGUGCAGCAUGGAGGAGUGCUUGUCAAACCUGGAGCUGGUCGGGCUGAUCCCCGACGUCUACUCGCGCGAGUUUGCGGUCAAAGUUUUCAAAACUGUCCGACGAGACUUCCUGGCUGACGCGUCCGAAGUCCUUCUGGACCCGGACGCUCUCUCUCGCUACCUCUCCUCCCUUGCCGCCAACUCCGAUCGCCCUGCUCUCACCGCCGCCGUCCUCCUCUUUGACCAGCUCUUCUCCUCUGCUGCGAAAGAGUUUUCGAAAGCGAAGCUGCCGGCGCCUCCCAGCGGCGUCGAGCUCCUUGUGGGAAACCUGAAGCAAGAGCGGGACAUCCAAUCCUUCGCGCGAGCGCGGGAGGAGCAGAUGAGGGAGAUCGGCGUCUGCCUGCUGGCUGACGUGCAGGAGCAGCUGGUGAGGAAGGGGAUGCUGAUGGCGAGGGAGGAGGUGUUUCCCGACCUGUUCCUGCGCGAGUGGCUGCUCCAUCGGCGCAUGCAGGAGGAGGAGACUGGCAGGCUGCUCCAGCGCUUCCGAGCUCCCUACGUGCCGUCAGCUCUAGACGACCGGGAGGGAGGAAAAGGCGAGUUUGAUCCCCUUGCCAUGUGCCAUCUGAUGUGCUGCAGGACCCUCGGUCGUGACGCUCCUGGAGGGUCUCCUGGAGACAGCUCGGCUCUUCAGCAUGGGAGACUCCUCAUACCGGCACUCUUACGUCAACCUUGUGCUGGGGCAGGCGGGAGCUGGGAAAUCCUCCCUGCUCGCUCAGUUGGCUCGGGAGUUCAAGUCCGCUCCUUUCCAGCUCGGGGUGACGCCGGACGCGCUCCUGCAGCUGGGCCCCUGGCCGGCGGCGAUGCACCCGGGAUGGAGGGGAUGAGAGUUCAGAAGUCAAGGGUUGAUAUCUAUGAUGGGCUUUCCCCCGUUGGCAGCGGAAAGGGAGAGGAAGAGGAGGAGGAGAGGUUGGGGGAGGAGGAGGGACAGGAGGAGAGGAGGGGGGAGGAUGAGGGACAGGAGGAGAGGAGGGGGGAGGAUGAGGGAGGGGAGGAGCGAGGAGUAAGGGGAGGGAUGGACUGGUUGCCGGUAUGUGUGGACUGGCACAGGCAGCAUGGACAGACCUAUAUGACGUAUCUCAAAACUCUCACGGUCGAGCUUUCAGUCCAGGGCCUUGGGAGCUGCAGGGCGUUCGGGGGCAGGCAGCCGUCGGAUGCUCAAGUGUUUGCAAAGUUACUGGGCACGAUGCAGCAGAUCAUUGCGGAGAGGAGGAGGAAGGUUGUGCUGGUGCUCGACGGGUUGAGGUUCAACGAGUGCAUCCACCUGUGCUCAGCCAUCGAGGAGCACAUGCGAUCGCUCAGCAAGGAGGAGAGGGAGGGACUGUGGAGGAGGAUCCUUCUCUUCAUCUCCAGUGACCCUCCUGGUCCCGACGAGCAGCUGAGCUUCCUCUGGGCCGAGAGGUUCUCCACCGAGGACGCAGAUACUGUGGAGGAGGAGCAGACGAGGGGCAGGGUGAGGAGGAACGCACUGAUGCACAUGCCGGAGCAGCUCUUUGUCGAGCAUCUGCAGGAGCAUGUGUACGCGGCUGCUCUGCGGAUUGCGAGGACGGGGAGGAUGCGGAUCGGCGCGAUGCCCCCGCUGCAUGCCGAGGAGAAGAGAGCGAUGCUAACGUCACACCUGCUUGCUAAGAGAUCGUCUCCAACAAGCAUCCUCAACCUCCUCGACCGUGUUGAUGACGUGGAGGGGCUGCAGACUUUCCCGACCCCCCGGGCGAUCGAGUUGUGGACGAGCGUUGCUCAUGAUUCGCUCCUCAACGGCGACGAUCAAGUCAACGAGAUCCUCCAUAGCAGAUGCUAUUCUCUCGACUCUAUCUUUCUUCACGUCAUCGAGACCCUCGAGCGCAAGUUCGGCCUGCUGCUCGUCCAGCUCCUGCUUCUCUACCUUCUGCUCCUGCUCCUGCUCCUGCUCCUGCUCCUGCUCUUCCUCUAA
Guillardia theta CCMP2712 is the source of this 6063-nucleotide messenger RNA. RefSeq lists its product as hypothetical. NCBI's taxonomy places the organism in Eukaryota, Cryptophyceae, Pyrenomonadales, Geminigeraceae. The transcript is spliced from 14 exons. Bases 1 to 6063 code for a protein of 2020 amino acids. The record is from RefSeq and is a predicted model, not a curated record.